AUGAUACAGAGAUCCUCGAUCCGUAGAUCCGAGAGGCUGGUUAUUCGGUACUUCAUUGAUCUGGUCAUUCUCGAUUCGACGAAGAUGGUGUUAUUCGUCGAUCUAGCGAUCCGCGAUCUAGGGAUUAGUGAGUCAGCACUUCAGCAGAAAAACUUGCGUGAUCCAGGUAUCCUCUAUUCUAAGAUUAGAAGAUCUUGCUUUUUGCAAUUAACUAAUCCGACGAUCCUUGAUUUUACGAGUCGAAGAUCGGUCUAUUCGCGUUCCGACAAUCCACAAUCUGGUGAUUAA
Messenger RNA from Protopolystoma xenopodis, 288 nucleotides. The record is from the annotation of a GenBank genome assembly. NCBI's taxonomy places the organism in Eukaryota, Metazoa, Platyhelminthes, Monogenea, Polystomatidea, Polystomatidae.